This is a messenger RNA of Brassica napus (rape), 2271 nucleotides long. RefSeq lists its product as uncharacterized. The transcript has 8 exons. The record is from RefSeq and is a predicted model, not a curated record. NCBI's taxonomy places the organism in Eukaryota, Viridiplantae, Streptophyta, Magnoliopsida, Brassicales, Brassicaceae. The coding region runs from base 1 to 2271 and encodes 756 amino acids.
AUGGAUAAAUCUUGGGUCUUUUUACCAAGGAAUAGCCUUGAGUAUGAGAAAGGAGCAAGGGAGUUUGUGUCUUCUUCAUCAAGACGUUUAGGCGAUCCAGCUAAAAUGUUCUGCCCGUGUCUUGAUUGCCGCAAUGUCUGCCAUCAAUCUACUGAGACAGUUUUCGAGCAUCUGGUGAUAAGAGGAAUGGAUCAGAAGUACAAGAUUUGCAAAUAUUGGACCAAACAUGGGGAUACAAGGCCUCAUCAGUCAGCUGAUGCCUACUCGUCUGAAAAUGAGGCUUACGAGUUGUUUAGAACAAGCUUCAUGGGAAAUGAAGGCAAUGGAGCAGCUCAGCAAGAGAAUGCAGAAGCGUUUGAGGUAAUGGACAGGCCAGAAGAAGCUGAGUUCAGAAAGAAAUUAGAGGAUACAGAGACGUCAUUGUACCUGAAGUGUAUUAAAUACACGAAGGUAGCUGCAAUUAUGGGACUUUACAGGAUAAAAGUCAAGAGUGGGAUGUCUGAGAACUAUUUUGAUCAGCUACUGUCAUUAGUUCAUGACAUGCUCCCCGCAGACACUGUUCCUGAAACAGUUUGGUUUUGGAUACGAUGUCAUCCACGCCUGCAGGAACAUAUUCUUUAUAGAAAACAGUAUGAGGAUGCGGUCAGCUGUCCAAGAUGUAGUGAAUCAAGAUGGGAGAAGGACAAGCAGACUGGUGAGGAGAAGAAAGGGAUUCCUGCUAAGGUGAUCCGGUAUUUUCCGAUAAAAGACAGGUUCAGGAGAAUGUUUAGAUCGAAGCGGUUGUCUGAGGACUUGUGUUGGCACUCCACUAAUGCUUCUGAAGAUGGAACUAUGCGACAUCCAGUUGAUUCAUUGACUUGGGGUCAGGUUAACAACAAAUUGUCGGAGUUCGCAGCUGAAGCAAGAAACCUUAGACUAGGUAUUUCAACAGAUGACAUGAAUCCUUUCUCCAUCCAGAACACCAAGUAUAGCACAUGGCCUGUUCUACUAGUCAACUACAAUAUGGCUCCAAUGCAGUGUAUGAAAUCCGAGAACAUCAUGUUGACAAUGUCGAUACCUGGCCCAACCGCACCUAGCAACAACAUUGAUGUAUAUCUACAGCCACUGAUAGAGGACUUGAAGGAAUUGUGGACGGAAGGCAUGGAAGUCUAUGAUUCUUUUAAGAAGGAGAGUUUUACUCUUAGAGUGAUGAUGUUGUGGAGUAUCACUGAUUAUCCUGGUUUAGGGAUAUUAGCUGGGUGUAAAGUGAAGGGGAAGAAAGCGUGUAAUGUCUGUGGGAAGGAUACACCUCAUCGGUGGCUUAAGUUUAGUCGCAAACAUGUUUACAUGGGGAACAGGAAGCGUCUGAUGCCUAGUCAUCCUUACAGACGAAGGAAAGGAUGUCUAAGGUACUUCAAAAACGAUUUUGGAAAACAUUUACCUAAGAAGAGUAAGCGAAAAAGGACUGAAGGAGAUGAGGAUGAUGGUGUUUCAGCUGACGAGUACGAAGAAGAUGAUGAUCUGUGGCGGUGGAAGAAGAAGUCUAUCUUCUUCGAGUUACCUUAUUGGAAGGAUAUGCAUGUGAGGCAUAACAUCGAUGUCAUGCACGUGGAAAAGAAUGUGUCUGAUGCGUUGUUGUCUAUUCUGAUUCAUAGUGGGAAGUCUAAGGAUGGCCUAAAAGAACAAAGUGAUAAGUACAGGGAACUCAGGAAAGGGCAAAUUCCUCACACCACUAGCCGUAAAGGAAUGAAUCGACUUGCAGAUGAGAUGAGAAAAAACAGUUCUGAUCCUACGAAAGUUACUAGAACUAAGGUUUGGGUAGCUGGUCAUACGCAUUCUGAUAGAACACCCGUGCGUCAAGAAUUCGCAGAAACAAUAGAGAAGAUAAAGAGAAUUGACAGUGAGAUGGAAUCAAGUUCCGCAUAUAAUAUCUCUGAAGAUGCUGUCACUCAGAACACCGGAUAUGUUUCUAGUUCUGAGUUAAGCGAUGUUAGCCAGGGAAGAAUACGGUGCCAGAUAUUGGAUUGGGUUUCAAAUGAUGAUUUGGUUGUUGCUGAAGGAGAGUUCCACUUUAGUGAACCCACGUAUAAGAUUGGUCGAAUUCCACUGAGUCCUAAUGCGGCUGCUGUUGUAGUGAAGUCUGUAUCAGUUGUAACAGCAUCUAUAUGGAGACCUACUCCAAAUUGUGUAUCGCUUCCUCAGGCCGUUGGAGUGAAAAUUGCAUGGCCAUCUGAGAAGCUCAUAUUGGAUGAUGGUAUUGACUUAGGAAACAAUGCUAACACCUACGGGUGA